GUGUGUGUGUUGUGGAGGAAUAUAACCUCCUUGUUUUAACCUCUUAUGUUUGUUAUUGUUACACAGUCUCCAAGUUAAGGAUAUAUUAAACAAUUAUAUGAAGAACAAUUGUUAACGAUAAAAUAAGAACAAGUAGUACGGAAUAACUUGUAACUAUUGCAUAUUGAUACUAUGGCUAAGGGUCAGCGCUCAAAACGUCUAAAGUCAGAAAAGGCAAAAGUAAAAUUAAAAUCCAAGACCAAACACCUACCAAAAGGUUUAAACGUUACAGAUACGUCGUUUAAAUCGAAGAAAAUUUUAAUACGCGGACAAUUACAGCAACGAGAUGAAACGGAAAUUCUUAGUGCUCGUAAACUCAACAUCAAUGAUCUUUUGAAACGUCUUAAGCAUCAUAAUUCAGGAGAGAGAGAAAAAGCUUUGAAGCAAUUAAAAGAAAUUUUGUUACAAUAUUCUCCAAAAACUUUGCAUUCGCAACUUAGUGUUUUGUUACAUGGAGUUGUAGCUUUGUCUCUUGACAAAGAGAAAGGUAUACGAAGAGAUUCAUUAAGUGCGUUAAAUUCAAUUCUCAGUCCUAUUUCAAAAGAACAAUUAACACCUUUUCACGACAUUUUGAUCUCUUAUUUGAGAUGUGCCAUGACAGAUAUUGACCCUCAUGUAAAAGAAGAUUCUCUUCUUUUCUUGGAUGUGCUCGCACAAAAUUGUGGAAGUAUGUUAGUAAAAAAUAGUCAUAAAAUAUUGCCAAAUUUUUUGGGCUUGAUAUGUACAUUACACAAUGAAGUUAGACACGGGAGACAAUUAAAAACCACACUGAACUCGAACAAUACCAGUGUAAAAUGGAGAAUCAAAGUCUUACAACGUUUGGCUAAUAUAUUUAUCUCUAUUGUAAAUUAUAAAAAGCUUCAUUCAAGCUCACGUUCAAAUGCAACUACAGAACAAACAAAGUACAGCAAAUAUGUUCCCAUCUAUAGCAGACAGAUUCGAUAUGCUGAAACUAAUAUUGAAAAAGAUUUAAAUUCAAUAUCAAGCAAUACAGAAGCAUUACCUAUGGAAGAAUUUGAAGCACACAUAAAAUUGUUAAUGCCACUGAUGUUCGACAUUUGGCUCGAGGUCUGUCCCGAGGAAAAGAUUGAAGAUUACACGGAGAUUAAGAUUACCAGCGAGGCAGCUUCGUUGCUUAAAAAUAUUGUUGAAAUUAUACAGUCUGUUAUCGAGUAUAUCGAUACAUCGAGUGAUGAUUACAACACUGCGCGCAUGAAGCAUUGGUUUAAAGAUACGUUUCAUAAAGUAUAUAUGAAGAAUUUUCUGUCGAGAUUUCCAUAUGGUAAAGUGAAGCAGCUUAACGAAAUCAGAAAACGUCAAGACGAUUUUUCUCAAUUAAACUGUGCUGAGGAAUGCGUAGAGCAGAAUUUAGGACUUUGUCAAAUACAUGUUUGGUUUACGUCUGUGGUUGGUCAGAAAAAGCAAUUUCCUAAAUCUACCAAGAACUAUUGCAUAUCCAUUCUGAAAUAUUUAAAUGAUAUUAUCGAACAUAUCGAUUCUUCUGUGGUGCCACAACUAAGCAAACUUCUUAGGACUUUGUUUUUAAAAGCUAGCCCGAUUUGGUACGCGAACUCUGUUAGUUUAAAUGACACUCUACGACUGAUAAUAAAAGUAUCAUCUCAUCUACCUAGAAAAGAAUUGCAAUCACAUUUGUUUCUUAUUGUCGGUGAUAUUUUGUUGGAGUGCAAUUUGUACGAAUUACACAAAGAAAAGGCACUCAAAAAUUUUGUUGCAACCUUACCAAGCUUACUCUUGGGACCAAGCGUAGAUGAUGUUGCAAUUCGAAUGAUAAGUCAAAUAAUUUUACGCUUUAAGCAUUGGGUUCGGAAAAAAUUGGCAGAAAACCACGAGGCUAUUAUUGAAAAUGCCAAGAAAAUCGAGAUAAUAGGGUCACAUGAUGAUAAACAAUCCAGACUCAUGAUCUGUAACUUAUUUUAUUGCAUAGACUCACAAAUUUACUAUUAAAUAAUAAGUUAUACAUUAGAGUCAAA
This is a messenger RNA of Pseudomyrmex gracilis, 2030 nucleotides long. Its product is annotated as testis-expressed protein 10. Gene Ontology annotation, cellular component: nucleus; MLL1 complex. NCBI's taxonomy places the organism in Eukaryota, Metazoa, Arthropoda, Insecta, Hymenoptera, Formicidae. The record is from RefSeq and is a predicted model, not a curated record. The transcript has 6 exons. Bases 172 to 2004 code for a protein of 610 amino acids.